AUGGCUGCUAUUGGGCUUUACUACAACACGGAGAAGACGACGUACCGGCUCAUUGGCUACUAUGCGUCGGACGACGGCUCGCAGAAGGUCGUCCUCAACAGCUACGUCACCCAUGACAUGGCUCUCAAGAAGGCAAGCCCCAAGUUUGUUCAGUGGUCGUCGUCGGCGAAUCGCAAGCUCUGUGGCCUGACCUUUGGCUCGCCCGAGGAGGCUGACGCCUUUAUCGCCCAGAUCCAAAAGGCCAUUGCCCACCUCAAGCAGGUGGCCGCCGCCGCGGGCAUUGCCUCGCCGACGGCUGCGGCCUCGUCGCCGACUCCGGUGGCUGCUGCUUCGCCAACUGCGGGUGCGGCGGGUACUGCAGCGGCAGGCACUCCGCCGACCGCCACCCAGGUGGCUGCCCAAGAGGAGGCUGCCCGCCAAGCGGCGGCCGAGCAGGAAAAGGCCAACGCGCUGCGGGCCAAGGAGGCGAAGCGCUCGGCGCUGCGCGAGUCGAUCGCAGCGGCGCAGGCGCAAGCCAAGGCACAGGCCGAGGCGCAGGCGGCGGCGCAGGCGCAGGCCAAGGCCGAGGCCGAGGCGCAGGUGGCGGCGGCGCAGCAGGCGCAUGCCCUUGCGCUGGCCCACGGCGGCAAGCCCGGCAAGCCGGCCAAGCCCGGCAAGCCCGGCAAGCCGACGCCUGGCGGCAAGCCCGGCGCGGCGCCUGUCGCCGCCGCCGCCGCCGUCCUCAAGAAGGGCCCGACGCUGUCGCGGACCGAGUGGCAAAAGUGCGAGGUGCCCAAGCGCGGCGUGGCGCUGUGCGACUUUACACCGGCCGGCAACCACGAGGUGGCCCUCGUCGUCGGUCAGGCCGUCCUGGUUGUCGAGGAGAUCUUUGCCUGGCAGCGCGGAGUGGUCCUCGCCACCGGCGCCAUCGGCAUCUGGCCGUCGAACCGGGUCCACAUCCACGAGACACGGCCGGACGACCAGCCGAUUCUGGACGAGCUCGUGGCGCAGAUGGAGGAGAUCAAGGAGCUCGCCGUCGACCACUACAAAGCCGGUCAGAUGCCGCUGUUCAACAACCUGUGCGCCCAGUUCCACACUCUCCGCGAGGCCCGCUCGCGCAUCCUCGCCUUCUCCGCCCGCGGCUCCAUCGACAAGGUGACCAAGGCCAAGCGCGCCGCGGUGGCGACCGUCAACGAGUCGCGGACCUCGCUCAACAUGAACACGCUCGCGUUGACGAACAACGGCAUCAUGGCCGACGACACCAACACCGGCCUCGUCAAGCUCUACUGGUCGUACGCCGGGCUCACGCCCGAGGCCUCGGUCGAGUUGGCCAAGGUCUCGGCCGAGGCGCAGACGACCCGCGCCGCCGGCGGCGACGACGACGAGGAGGAUGCGUCAGGCCUUGUCCAGCUGCUCGUCGGCUGGAAGUCGUUUGUCUGUCCGCUCGGCAACAACUCGGCCGGUGAGGAGGCCCACCUUCACUUUUCCGUCAUCGCCAAGGGCCCCGACGAGAGCUCGCCGUACGAGACCAUCACCGACGAGUUCCAGCUCCGGCUCACCCACCAGGGCAUGCCGUUCAACGUUGACGACAUUGGCAACAUCCGCUUUGCGUUUUCCGACCUCAACGAGGAGGACCUCGCCCGCGAGCUCUACCUCGUUUGCCGCGUCGUCCGUAAGGGCAAGAUGCAGGCCGACGACUCGAAGCAGCGGACGACCAAGCAGUUCCGCCGCCUCUUUGGCAUUGCCAUGCUCCCGCUCGACUUUAAGUCGCUCGCUACCAAGCGCUCCGCCGAGGAGCACAUGUUCUCCAUCUACCAGACGCCGGCCAAGCCGAACAUGGACCCGGACCUCCUCACCCACAUGCUGUUUGGCACCGGCAUUGCCCAGGUUGUCCCUCAGUCGGUCGGCGUCGCCGUCGAGCUGCAGAUCCUCAACGGCGCCUACACGCCCGAGAGCUACGCCGCCAAGGGCUACGCCAACGUCUCGCUCAUCUCCAAGCUCUCCUUCCCCGACGUCAUCCUCCCCGGCGAGUCGCGCAACGACCUGUACGUCACCCUCCACGGGGCCGAGCUCUCCAAAGACCUCCGCAACUGCAUGGUCGUCGUCAACGUCGUCAAUCCCGACGGCCGCAACGUCGACGGCUGCCUCACCAUCAACGGCAAGCCCGAGUCGCUCUCCACCUUUGAGAGCUGCGUCUGCUACCACGAGACCAAGCCGCGGUGGGCCGAGAAGUUCUGCCUCAACAUCGAGCCCUCGCUCGCCAAGGUCGCCCACCUGCGCUUCUCGCUCGUCCAGUGCACCACCUCGGACAACACCGACAAAGAAGUCGGCUUUGCCUUCCUCCCGCUCACUACCGCCGACGGCGCCUUUGUCGCCAACGAGGUCUUCUCGCUUAACGUCUACAAGCCGCCCAAGGACGCCGGCAAGCUCUCGCCCACCUACUACCUCACCGAGACCGACCCCAAGAAGCUCGUGCCGCGCAAGCAGGAGACCAUUACCGUCUCCAUCCAGCUCACCUCGACGCUCCUCACCCAGAACACCUCGCUCAACUCGCUCCUCAUGUGGCACACCAUCUCGCACGACGAGCGCAAGCUCUCGGAAAUUCUCGACCGCUUCCUCUACCUCUCCAAGGGCGAGAUUGUGCUCUUCUUCCAGGACAUCUACGACGUGCUCUUUGAGCUCCUCGAGAAGAAGCCUGGCGUGAGUAAGGCUGUCUACGACGCCCUCGUCUUUAUCAUCGGCAUCAUGACCGAGGACCGUGCCGCCGGCGCAGAGUUCCGCAAGGUCAUCGACGUCUACAUCGAGCAGCACUACCGCGGUGUCAUGGCCCACCAGUAUCUCAUCGCCUCGCUCAAGCAGUACGUCGACUCGCCCAAGCAGUUCCGCAAGCAGGUCCAGGCCUCCAUCAAGGCUGUCGAGUACAUCUUCCGCCUCAUCAUCCGCUCGCGCCUCCUCUACAACGACGCGUACCAGACCACCUCGCGCGAGCCGCAGUUUGUCAACUCGAUGUCCGAGCUCCUCUCCUCCUUCAACGCCCUCAUGGAGAUGGACGACCGCGUCCUGCUUGGCAUCCAGACCCUCGCCCUCCGCAAGUUCUCCACCCUCUUUAUCGAGCUCACCCGCAUGUUCGAGUACGGCGAGGUCGCCGCCUUUGUCGCCCAGUUCCUCGGUGCCGUCAAGACUGACAACGCCUCGAAGCUCUACACCGAGAAGAUCAAGUUUAUCCGCUCGCUCGCCCGCUCCGAGCUUGUCGUCCAUCCGGGCUCGCGUGAGACCAUCCUCCCGCUCAUCACCACCGAAAUGCUCGCCCUCCUCGAGCCGGUCGCCGGCGAGGAGCGCAAGUACGACGACGAGUCCUUUGACCCGCGCGUCGCCGCCAUCGGCGCCAUCGGCUCCAUCUGCGACCAGGUCGGCACCCUCGAUGACGAGCAGCGCCGCGUCCUCAUGUCUGAGCUCAUGAUCUUCUUCCGCCCUCUCACCGACGCCCUCUCCUCGCUCCUCCAGGAGGACAGCAUCGGCUUUACCUCGUCGCAGCUCGUCACCUCGGGCAUGGCCCUGUACAAGCUGCUCAAGGUCGAGAACUUGCUCGAGUACUACGCCUCGCUCGGCUCGGUCACCGCCAAGCUCCACCUGCUGCAGACCAUCGUGACCUUUGUCACCCAGUUUGCCGAGAAGCAGGUGUACCCGGCCCAGUGGCUCACCUUUAACGUCAUCAAGGCCGACAUUUGCCUCGCCAUCGCCGGCCUCAUCAUGGACCUUGUCGUCGCCGACGCCACGCCCGACUCGGGCCUCCUCCCCGCCUACUUUUCGCUCCUCGCCCGCGUCGUCACCUCGCCGGCCAUCCAGGUCGAGCACCUCGGCGCCGCCACCCGCAAGCGCGUCCUCUGCCGCUGGGGUGACCUCCGUGCCCGCGGCGCCUCGAUGCUUGUCGAGCUGUGGACCAAGCUCGGCGACGCCCGCGUCGGCGCCCUCAUUCCGAGCAUCAUCGGCGACCUGCUCGCCGUCAUGAUGCUCUCGUGCGAGGCCGCCACGGCCUCGGCCGUCGACAUCCUCUGCUGGGUCUUCAAGUGGGAGUACGCGUCGGCAAAGUCGCUCCUCCGCGUUGAGGUCGAGAUCUUUGACCGCUACGACGCCGAGCGCGCCGACGAAGAGUUUGGCUCGCGCUUCCUCGGCGCCCUCGAUGCCUACAUCGCCUCGCUCACCGACGAGGGCUUCAAGACCAAGAUGGAGGAGACCAAGUCGAACCUCGGCCGCCUCGUCGCCCUCACCCUCGAGCUCCAGCAGCUGCCCGACGACCCGCUCUUUGACCAGGACCGCAUCGCCGCCAUUCUCGAGCUCACCUCGUACCUGCUCUCCAUCGGCCGCCUCGAGGCCUACGUCCGCCAGGUCCUCCACCUCGUCGAGCUGCACGAGGCCGGCGGCACCUUUGCCGAGGCCGGCUACGCCCUCCUUAUGUACGCCGACAAGCUGGAGUGGUCGCCCGAGAUCGUGCCCUACCUCUCGCCCGCCUUCCCGGAGCAGACCAUGUACGAGCGCAAGCGCGCCGUCCUCCAAAAGGCCGCCGUCAACCUCGACAAGGGCAAGGUCUACGAGGAGGCCGUCCGCGUCUACUCGACCCUCGCCGCAGAGCUCGAGGGCGCCAUGGCCUACGCCGAGGCUGCCGCCGCUCUGCAGGCCAAGGCCGCCAUCCUCUCCAAGGUGGCCACCGAGGAGCGCUUCGAGACCGCCUACUACCGCAUCGGCUACUUUGGCCGCAGCUUUGCGCCCUCGAUCCGCAACAAGGAGUUCAUCCUCCGCGGCAAGCCGCUCGAGCAGAUCCGCAACCUUCCUCCCAACAAGGCCGAGCGCUCCGAGUACUUUGAGCAGGACGGCCUGUUCAUCCAGAUCGCAAAGGUCGACCCGGUCGUCGACCCGGCCACCGUCCCCGCCGCGCCCUAUCCGGGCAUCGAGAUGCCCAAGGCCCAGGCCGAGUACUUUAAGCAGGCCUACGUCCGCACCUUCCGCUCCUCGCGCCCGUGGAAGAAGCCCGGUGUGGUCAAGGACAAGAGCAACGAGUUUGCCACCCUGUGGCAGAUUCGCACCACCGUCUCCAUCGAUGGCUCGUUCCCAGGCGUCCUCACCCGCGCCGUCGUCGUCGACCGCAACGACGAGGAGGUCUCGCCGCUCGACGGCGCCGUCGAGUCGCUUGUCGACAAGAAUGCGGAAGUCGCCGCCAUGAUCGACACCUAUGCCGCCGCAGGCGCUUCACUCAACCUCUCGCCGCUCACCAUGGCCCUCAACGGCAUCAUCCUCGCCUUUGUCAACGGCGGCACCUCGAUGUUCUCGGACUACUUUAUCACCAAGAACUACAUCGCCGAGAACCCGCAGGACAAGGACAAGGUCGAGCAGCUCCGCGACCAGAUCCGCCUCCAGUCCGACAUUGUCGGCCGCGGCCUCGGCGUCCACGAGAAGCUCGUCUCGGCCGAGAUGCGUGCCCUGCACGACACCCUCGUCACCUCGUUCCACGAGAACCGCGAAGGCCUUGAGGCUCAGCUCGCCUACACCUAA
Molecule: messenger RNA, 5526 nt
Organism: Thecamonas trahens ATCC 50062
Lineage: Eukaryota; Apusomonadida; Apusomonadidae
Exons: 2
Coding region: 1-5526 (1841 amino acids)
Biological process (GO): small GTPase-mediated signal transduction
Cellular component (GO): plasma membrane; cytoplasm
Molecular function (GO): guanyl-nucleotide exchange factor activity; small GTPase binding
Source: RefSeq, a predicted model, not a curated record